CAAAUAACAACAACACAUUAAUUGUUCGCCCAAGCUAGCGAAGGAUCACACGGAAAAAAUCAUAACUCGCAAUAAUCCGACCGAAAUACGAUGCAAAUUUGCGUGCCGGAAGUGUUCGCUGUCGAAUGAUGCGUUAUUCGGAAAUACCGCGCGACCUUGCCGAGAGACAAACGUGCAAAAGCAAGCUAGGGCGAGAAACGAAAGCUGGCCGAAGCUUAUCGUCAACAGGCGGCCACAACGAAUCGUACGAUGGCGACGGUGAUGAUGGAUACGAGCGAUUCUGCUCCUCCUCCUCCUCGGGGAACGUUUCGCAACAGCAUGUGGAGAAAACGUUAGACGGAAGCAUCGAUGCGCCAUUGAUCGAGGAUGGUAAACGAAAACCGGAACGGCAGCGCGAUCGUCAACCGCUGGACGAUAAACACUUGUGCCAUAAAGCAACCGCAGGUUCGAUCGAAAGUCUCAACGAUGGAUGUACAGCAACGGCGUCAUUUAGACCAUGGCAUAGUUAUUCGAAAAAAUCGUACAGCCUACCGCCGAACACAACGAUCAGCGACGUGGGCUCGAUUGUAUUCAGCUGCCAGCAGGUAUCGCCGGCCGAACUGGCCGCCCAGAUAACGCUGCUGGAUUUUCCCAUCUUUAAUGCAAUUCAACCCGAGGAGCUGACCAGCUGCGGCUGGACAAAGAAAAACAAACAUACUCUAGCGCCGAAUGUGGUGGCGUUUACGAAGCGCUUCAACCAUACGACAUUUUGGACUGUACAGGAAAUACUCAAUGGCGUCAGUCCGAAGGAUCGGGCCGAGAUUAUCAGUCAUUUUAUCAAGGUGGCAAAAAAAUUACAUGACAUCAACAAUCUUCACUCACUGUUUGCCGUAAUAUCAGCGCUCAAAAGUGCCAGUGUACAUCGAUUGAAAGAAAGCUGGUUACUGGUGUCCCGCAAAGAUCAGCAACAGCUAGACCGAUUGGGCCUACUAUUUGAUGAGAGUGAUAAUUGGGCGGCAUUACGAAAAUGUUUAAAUCAAUUCAAACUUCCCGGUAUACCGUAUCUGGGGAUAUUUUUGACGGAUAUUAUCUACAUCGAUGUAAUGCACCCUAGCAAGUCGGGAGAGGAGAGUUAUGCACGUGAAUCUAAAAUGAACAACGUGUUGCGGGUGUUGUCUAGCUACCAAAGUUCGAACUAUACGUUCAUCAGUCCAGUACCACCGACGCUUCGUUACCUGCAGUCACGGCGGUACAUUGACGAGCUUCAGAACAUAUUUGAAGAGGAUCAAUACAAGAAAUCUCUCAACUUGGAGCCCACUGCGACCGCGUCGGCUACAACGUCGUCUUUCGGUACUGUACGUUUACCAAAACCAAAAACGGACCACAAUGAUAUUGGUAGCCGCAAUACGAUGCGAACGUCGGUUGCCUUGACCGAGGGCGAAGAUUCGCCAGACUCAGCGCUGGGCACACCAAACACUGCUCUAUCGGCGCGGCAGUUUGUACCUGGCCACAGGAAAUGUUACAGCUUAGGGACAAAUAUAUUUUAUCCUAGAUCUUCCGAACAAUCGAGCGCCUCCUCAUCCGCAUCAAGCAGUCGUCACAACGCAAAGGCAGUGGACGGUCUGAGCAAGAUGCGCCAUUUGCUCGAUGAUUCCUACGUGGAAGCUAAGCGCGCAAACAGCAUCGGUGCAACCGGUGGCAAUGGAGGUCAUAGUAGCGAUCAUGAAUCGGAACACGCGACAGCAUUGCAGAUAGUCGAGCUAGAACCGAUAACGAGUGGUAAUUUGGUCGAGGGAUACUUGAAGCGCAAAACUGUCCUGAAAUAUGGUCGCAAACCGACCGUUGCAUCCUGGCAGCGAUACUGGGUGCUGAUUUGGUCCAACACGAUGAUCUACUUUCCUCCUAAAACGUUUAAAGGCAACGAGCGAAGCAACUUUAAGAAAGAACCAUCCAAAAUAUUUCCCCUAGAAGGAUGGACGGCAGAAGAGUCGGAUCUUCCGCUGCAGGACGAAUUCUUCCAGCUGGUAAACUACAACCAUGGCCACGCGUAUCGUUUCAAGUCGGGUUCGAAUGCAUCGGCCAACAGGUGGCUGGCAGCAUUGAAGCUGGUGACCACACCGAAACCAGCAGAACCACUAUCUAUAUCUUUGAAUCUAAUAUCAUUUGAAUAACGAG
Messenger RNA from Anopheles maculipalpis, 2154 nucleotides. It is a transcript of the gene RalGPS, whose product is annotated as ras-specific guanine nucleotide-releasing factor RalGPS1. The coding region runs from base 126 to 2150 and encodes 674 amino acids. The record is from RefSeq and is a predicted model, not a curated record. Gene Ontology annotation, biological process: Ras protein signal transduction; positive regulation of GTPase activity. Gene Ontology annotation, molecular function: guanyl-nucleotide exchange factor activity. Gene Ontology annotation, cellular component: plasma membrane. The transcript has 7 exons. Lineage: Eukaryota; Metazoa; Arthropoda; Insecta; Diptera; Culicidae.